Molecule: messenger RNA, 2468 nt
Organism: Dimorphilus gyrociliatus
Lineage: Eukaryota; Metazoa; Annelida; Polychaeta; Dinophilidae
Source: the annotation of a GenBank genome assembly
AGAAGCACGAAUCAGAUCUUUUUCAGUCAGUUGCUUUUCAAGAUUUCAUUCGGAUAAUGGGGGAGUCGUCGUUUUGGGAAAGGACUUGUAAAUACUCCUCUCUUGAAGAAGAAGUCAAGAAUUUUAAUAAAUCUAUAUUUGAUGCUUGUAAUGAUGUAAACAAGAGAGACUUCUCUGGAGGAAUUGGAGAAUUUAAGCAUGUUUGUCACAUGCUAAUCGAUUUGAAGGGCCGAUUAUGUUAUGUUAUUGAUUACUGGAAAAUUUGUCAAAGAAAAAGUUUAAAUGGUUCAGGUCUUGUUGAAGAUUUUCAAAAUCAUGGUCCCGAAUGCUUAAGACUCAUUGAUGACGGAUCUCGAAUGUUUCUAUUAACGGCAAGAAAAAUUGUGGAAAAAUGCAUCGAUCAUAUGCAUGUGAAUCAAGCCGGAGAAAUUAUAAAUCUUUUAUAUAAGCCUGUUAUGGAUUUUGUAGAACGUUCGGCAUUGAUAAUUGUCAAUCAACCACCUCAAAUAUUAAAAGUUGAUAAAAAGAUUAUAAAGAAUAUUCCAAUGGUUGUGAAAUUGUUGGGUCAAGAUUGUUUAAAAGUAACGUCGCCCCUUCAAGUAAUACCCAUUUACGAAUGUGAUGUCGAACAAGCGUCGAGAGUAUGGGAUAGAGAUUCUGAAAGAUAUAUAAACAAAUUUGGACGAAUUAUUACCAAAGAACAUUUGAGACACGAUAGCGAAUCAACAGACCGAAGUAUCGUAUGGAAUAUUCAGAAACUUAGUAUGGAUCGUGUAAACAGACAAGAAAAAUCCGAUAAAAAAGACUUUAUAAGGGAGAAAAAGUAUUUUUUUGUUAUACAAGUUGAAUGCCAAACAGAUAUACCGCAUUUUAAAAGUUGUCUUGCCAAAGAUAUAACAUUGCCAAUCACUUUGAUAAAACACGUUACUCAAACUGUUGAUGCUCUUGGUACAAUUUUUUGGUUUAAUUUAUUCGGCAAUUCAUCGAGAGGUAGAGUACAGGAUAGCCAAAUACCUACAAAAGUUAAAUGGGUUUAUUUAAAGAAAUUUCUAAAAUCUAUUUGGUCAAAGAAGACAUUUACUGCUAAAUAUCAAAGACCUUUGAAUGAUAACGACCUGAAAUAUUUAGCGUCGAGAGUUCUCCGCUGUGAAUAUCGAGACAAUUUUGAUGAUGAAGAAGUUACUUGGGAACAAUUUCAUAGGAAACGACUUCGCGAAGAAAGUGGUAAGGAUUUUACCUUUUGGAAAUAUUUCUACGCUUGCCUCACUACUGCCAGUAACUAUAAAAUUGAAUGGGCCAAAGGGGUUAUUUUUGGCUUUGCUACACCCAAUCACGUAAAAGCAAUAUUAUUUGAUGGACAGAGGAAGCACGGUGCAUUUCUUGUAAGAUUUAGCGAAAAGGCUAUAAAUAAGGAUCAGUCUCAGGAAGUUUGCGGACAAUUAACUCUAGAAGUUUUAUAUGUAACUUCUAGAGAUAAAAGAAUCAUUUUGAAAACAAGACAAAAUCUUAAAGAAAAAGAAUUAAAGAAAACUGGCCUUGUUCGUAUUCUACUUUCAAUGCAGUAUGAUUGUCCAAUAAAGAGACAACGUUUCCCCCUACUGAGGAAACUGGUCAUUUAUGAUGGAUCAGAAAAAGAGUUUGUAAAUAACAGCGAAUAUAUUUUGAGUAUGGUUCCAGAAAUGUCUAAAGGCAGUUCAACCUCAUAUGAAGAACUACAAAUGACAACAAUUAUUGUUGUUGAUGUUUCGAAAGUUGAAAGGGAGAAUGAACAUGAUGAAAUAGCUGGUAGUGAAAAUCGAUCGGAUCCAAAUUCAUCUCCUUGCUCGCCCGAUGGGAAUAUAUUUAGUCGACCUUAUAAUCCUGCUGCACCAGCAUUCGGUAAUAAUGCUGAUUCAGAUUCAGAUAGAAUGAGCGAAAGAGGCGAUUCGGAAGCGUGGAUAAAUCAACUUUUUCAGGAGUUAAUGAAAGAUGGCCCAACCUUAUCUGAUAUACAGGAACAACCUGUAAGAACCCAAAAUGAAGUGACAGAAAUUGCGAAUCCUGAGCCAAUACCAACAAGCAUUCUAGCAAAUGGAGGCUUCUUCUUGGCAAAUAACAAUCAGAUGUUUAGACUUGUUCCGGUUGAACCUAUGACGAUGACGUGAGGAAAAAAGAACUUACACCUUUACACUCUUUACACUCUUAGACACAAACAAACACACGCACAUAUUUUCAGAUUCUUCCUUUCCUUUUAGUAAGGUCAAAAUGAUUAUUUUUUUAAUAUUGUACCUCUGUUGAAAAACAAGCCAAUGAUGAUAAUAAAGAUACCAUCUAUAUUAUCUUUAUUAUCUGAAAAUAUCACUAAUUUACAAAAGAUUAUUGUGUUUGUAAAUGUAUUUAUAUAAUCUUUAGUAGAAUAGUUUGAUAGUAUAGUCUUCUUUUGUGUAAUUUAAUGUUAAUAAAUGGAAUUAAUGUAAACUACUUAUGGC